CAUCACUCCAUUCCCGGGACCAAUCAGAACGCCCGCUCGGCCCCCUGACGUCAGUCUCCUCUCCCCUCGUCCAAUCAGGCUCGUAGAUAAUACUGUACUAGUCGCCACACGGCAGCCUCUCACUCAGGUAGACUGAUCCACAGCUGCACCAAGCCCAUCCCCACCAGCCAAUCAGAAUGGAGGUGAACAGUACGGCCACCAUCUUGUCCUCUGCCUUCCUGGCCGUGGAAUAUGUUGAUGCUGUUUUACCUGACAACCCUCUUCAGCCUUCACUACAAUACGCCUGGGGGUAUGUGAAUGAGAACUACACUAAAUUCCAGAUCGCCACCUGGGGUUCUCUCAUCGUCCACGAGGCCAUCUACUUCCUGUUUUGUCUACCUGGUUUCCUGUUUCAGUUCCUUCCCUUCAUGCAGAAGUACAAGAUCCAACAGGACAAGCCAGAGACGUGGGAGAAACAGUGGAGGUGUUUCAAGAUGCUGCUGUUCAACCACUUCUGUAUCCAGCUGCCCAUGAUCUGUGGAACGUACCACUUCACUGAGUUCUUCAGCAUCCCCUACGACUGGGACAGCAUGCCACGAUGGCCCUACCUGUUAGCUCAGUGUCUAGGCUGUGCUGUGAUAGAGGACACCUGGCACUAUUUCCUCCAUCGCCUGCUACAUCACCGCAGUAUCUACAAGCACAUCCACAAAGUGCACCACGAGUUCACUGCUCCAUUUGGCAUGCAGGCAGAGUACGCCCACCCAGCUGAGACAGUGAUCCUUGGGUCUGGGUUCUUCAUCGGCAUCAUGGUGUUCUGUAACCACGUGACGUUGCUAUGGGCCUGGGUCGCCUUCCGCCUGCUGGAAACCAUCGACGUACACAGUGGGUAUGACAUCCCUCUCAACCCUCUCCACCUGAUCCCGUUCUAUGCCGGAGCUCGUUUCCAUGACUUCCACCAUAUGAACUUCGUAGGGAACUACGCCUCCACCUUUACCUGGUGGGACAAGAUACUGCACACUGACUCCCAGUACAACAGACACAUGAUGAGCAAGAAGAACCAGUAAACAGACUCUCACA
This is a messenger RNA of Oncorhynchus mykiss (rainbow trout), 1056 nucleotides long. The record is from RefSeq and is a predicted model, not a curated record. NCBI's taxonomy places the organism in Eukaryota, Metazoa, Chordata, Actinopteri, Salmoniformes, Salmonidae.